Melanaphis sacchari is the source of this 1096-nucleotide messenger RNA. It is a transcript of the gene SCCRO4, whose product is annotated as DCN1-like protein 4. Gene Ontology annotation, biological process: protein neddylation; positive regulation of ubiquitin-protein transferase activity. Gene Ontology annotation, cellular component: ubiquitin ligase complex. Gene Ontology annotation, molecular function: ubiquitin-like protein binding; cullin family protein binding; ubiquitin conjugating enzyme binding. The record is from RefSeq and is a predicted model, not a curated record. NCBI's taxonomy places the organism in Eukaryota, Metazoa, Arthropoda, Insecta, Hemiptera, Aphididae. The transcript has 7 exons. The coding region runs from base 295 to 981 and encodes 228 amino acids.
AAACUGGCAUGAGAUAAAAUUUAUAAUAAUAUCAAUUUAUAGCAACAUUUAUUUAUAUUUAAUAUAAUAUACUAUAUGAAACUAGUCAAAUCACUCAAAUCCUAUUUGUAACAUUUUGAUGAUAACUGAGAAUAUUGUCGAUUGUUCCCGAAAUAAAACAUCAAAUCCCCGAGUUCCUGAUCGUCGUACCUAGGCCUACAGCAGUGUAAUCCUACUUAAAUACGCUACGACACCUUACAAUAGAUAACAGUAAAUUUUUCUCAUAUAAAAAUUAAGUUAAGUAUUAUCUAAAUUAUGGCAAGGAAACGACGUAGCACAACUGAAAUAAAUACAGCUGAAAAUGCUUCGGUUCCAAAACGUCGUUAUACUAGUGCACAAAGAACUCAUCUUGAAGAAAUGAUGGUUUUUAAUAGUAAAAAAUGUCUUUCAUGGUAUCAUAAAUAUACAAAUGAUGCAGGCGAACUAGGUCCUGAAGGUAUGGAAAAAUUUUGUAUGGAUAUUGGGGUUGAUCCAGAAGAUUUAGUUAUGCUUGUUUUGGCUUGGAAAAUGAAUGCUAAAUCAAUGGGAUAUUUUUCUAGUGCUGAAUGGUUAAAGGGUCUUACAGAAUUACAGUGUGAUUCAGUUAAAAAACUUCAAAGUAAAUUAGAAUCUUUGAGGUUGUGUGUGAAUGAUCCAUUAACUUUCAAAAGUAUUUAUAGAUAUGCAUAUGAUUUUGCAAGAGAUAAAGAUCAACGAAGUAUGGACAUAGAAACUGCAAAAUUAAUGUUAAAUUUAUUACUUGGGAAACAAUGGAAACUUUACCCUUUAUUUGCUAAAUUUAUAGAUCAAUCCAAGUAUAGAGUUAUCAAUAAAGAUCAAUGGUGCAAUAUAUUAGAAUUUUCUCGAUCUAUCUCUACAGAUUUGGCAAAUUAUGACAUAGAUGGAGCUUGGCCUGUUAUGUUAGACGAGUUUGUGGAUUGGUUAAAGAAUAGUAACAGCUGAAACUAAGAAGUCGAUUAUUGCUGAUCAGGAUUAGAUACUGGAAUAAAAUAAGAUAAUACAAUUAAAUAAAACUGAAUCGAUCUCUUGUUUGCUUUUUAAAUUUCCAUAUAAAUAC